AUGUUUGCUGGUCAUAUUCGCAACUUAUCUACUUUUUGUGGUCGCGAAACAUUUCUAUUUGCUCUGCUCCAAUCGAAAUUCCGUCGCGGUUGCCAAGGCAAACAUCGUUACUUCACUAGGAGGCGCUGGUUCAACCGAAAGAUGAGUGCUUCGCAAAGGUCUUCGGACUUCGUAUAUUCGCGGGAGGAAAUGAUGACCUUGAGAAGGUCAAAAAACGUUAUGAAGAACAUCGUUCUUCCCGCUGGUGCGGAAUGUUUGUAUCCUGUUGGUAGUCUAUCUGAAGUCUCCACAAGAAAAUUGAAGAGCAGUGCAUGUCGUGACAUCGCUCGAGAUAUCCUGCUGAUCCCAUCAAUCUACGAGAGAAUUCACCUGUAUGGCACGCCAUAUCUGCGUGCGUUGGUUGAAGUACAGAAAGAGCUUCGUCGUCUCGAAAUAAUGGCGCAAUUUAUGCAAACCACAUCGUGA
Molecule: messenger RNA, 465 nt
Organism: Necator americanus (New World hookworm)
Lineage: Eukaryota; Metazoa; Nematoda; Chromadorea; Rhabditida; Ancylostomatidae
Exons: 7
Coding region: 1-465 (154 amino acids)
Source: RefSeq, a predicted model, not a curated record